UUCAUAACUGGUGGACCAUGGAGCUUCUUGUAAAUGUAAGAAAAUGGAUAGAAGAAAACAAAGCUGCCUUUUUGCCACCUGUGUGCAAUAAGCUUAUGCAUCGCCAUCAAUUGAAUGUGAUGUUUGUUGGGGGGCCAAAUGAAAGGAAGGAUUAUCAUAUUGAAGAAGGAGAAGAGCUUUUUUACCAGGUUAAAGGAGAUAUGUGUUUGAAGAUAAUUGAAAAUGGGAAACAAAGAGACAUCGUCAUCCAAGAAGGGGAGAUGUUCCUCCUACCUGCUAGGAUACCUCAUUCUCCCCAGAGAUAUGCAAACACUGUGGGUCUUGUGAUUGAGAGAGAAAGAUUAAAGACAGAAAUUGAUGGGCUCAGAUACUAUGUUGGAGAAUCGACUAAUGUCCUCUUUGAAAAAUGGUUUCACUGUGAAGAUCUCGGCACUCAACUUAUACCAAUAAUUCAAGAGUUUUUCAAUUCAAAACAAUAUCAAACUGGAAAACCAAAUCCAGAUGAACUCCUGAAAGAAACACCUUUCCCACUAAAUUCCACUUCUGUUAUGGAGCCGUUUUCCUUCCAAGGCUGGUUAAAUGAUCAUCGUGGUGAAAUAAAACAGAAGAAAUCCUUGAGUAUGUUUGGAGAUAACUUUGAAACAGAGGUUACAGCUUAUGGACCAGGAACAACUGAGAAAAGUAAAAAGAAUUCAGAUAUCUGGAUAUGGCAGCUGGAGGGCACAUCUACUGUUACCAUGGAUGGUAGAACCCUGACUCUAUCUGCUGGUGACAGCCUGCUUGUCCGUGCCCAGUCCACGUGAGUACUGCUGGAAGAGAACAGAAGAAUGUGUUGCUCUCUGCAUUGCUCAGGAUCCAAAACGCAAGCAGCCUUAUACCUAGCUCCUGUGCCAGUUGACUUUGAUGAUAAUUAAGUUUUAACCUACAUGUCUUAUCUUAACGAACUUUUAGUCCGAAUGCUUGGAAAUUUGAAUAGUCUAACACAAUGAUUCCACUAAUUAAGUGGAGUC
Molecule: messenger RNA, 1010 nt
Organism: Antrostomus carolinensis (chuck-will's-widow)
Lineage: Eukaryota; Metazoa; Chordata; Aves; Caprimulgiformes; Caprimulgidae
Gene: HAAO
Product: 3-hydroxyanthranilate 3,4-dioxygenase
Exons: 10
Coding region: 18-803 (261 amino acids)
Biological process (GO): quinolinate metabolic process; 'de novo' NAD+ biosynthetic process from L-tryptophan
Cellular component (GO): cytoplasm
Molecular function (GO): iron ion binding; 3-hydroxyanthranilate 3,4-dioxygenase activity
Source: RefSeq, a predicted model, not a curated record